Perognathus longimembris pacificus (Pacific pocket mouse) is the source of this 1870-nucleotide messenger RNA. RefSeq names its product fatty acid desaturase 6 (gene Fads6). Gene Ontology annotation, biological process: lipid metabolic process. Gene Ontology annotation, molecular function: oxidoreductase activity, acting on paired donors, with oxidation of a pair of donors resulting in the reduction of molecular oxygen to two molecules of water. The annotation marks the transcript as partial. Lineage: Eukaryota; Metazoa; Chordata; Mammalia; Rodentia; Heteromyidae. The transcript has 5 exons. Gene Ontology annotation, cellular component: membrane. The record is from RefSeq and is a predicted model, not a curated record.
AAGAGCUGUUCUUCUGGCAGUGGGAGAGCCGGAAAGCUUAUGCUGCUCCUCUGCAGCGGGUGUGCACGGCCUUCCCUGCUGAGGAUGGCAAGUACAACCACGUGAAGCUGCAUCAUGGCUACACCAACGUCGUGGGUCUGGGGGAUUCCAGCACCUGGAAGCUGCCUUUCCUCAACCGCUAUGUCUACAUGUUCCUUGCGCCCCUCUUGAUCCCCAUCUUAACCCCACUGGUGGCUCUUGAGCGGCUAAGCAAAAUGGAACUGCGGCUGGCCCUGAGGUCGCUAGGCCUGAUUUCCCUGGGCCUUUAUUCUCAGUACUGGCUGUUCCUGAACGUGUCAGGCUUCACAAGCCGCAGCUCCGCCCUGGCCUGCAUGCUGCUCACCAGAUCACUGCUGGCCCACCCGUACCUGCACGUCAACAUCUUCCAGCACCUCGGGCUGCCCAUGUUCGCCCCGGACAAGAAGCCCAGCCGGAUUUACAUGAUGAGCCUGGGUGUCCUCAACCUGCCCCGGCUGCCGGUGCUGGACUGGGCGUUCGGACACUCGCUCAUCAGCUGCCACGUGGAGCACCACCUGUUCCCCCGGCUCUCGGACAACAUGUGCCUCAAGGUGAAGCCCUUGGUGUCCCAGUUCCUCCGGGAGAAACAGCUGCCGUACAAUGAAGACUCCUACCUGGCUCGGUUGAGACUCUUCCUCAGUCACUACGAGGAGUUCAUGGUGCACGCUCCACCCAUCACUGAGCUGGUGGGGAUGCAGUGAGGGUCCAGCCCUGGCCCAGCUGGGGACCUGCAGCAGGGAGGCCUUGGGCAGUGGACACGCCUGGUAUCCUGGAGGUCACCUUGCCCUGUUUAUGUUUCUGGGAUUCUAGGGUUGUGUGGGGCAAGGGGUAUGGUUGCUCGGUAUCCCUGAUAAUCUAGGCCUCAGCUGGAGCUCAGGAUCCCUCCUGUUACUGUGCCAGGGUAGGUUAGGGGUGGUGGUGACAGAUGGGGAGAUGGGAUCCUGUGCCCUCAUCACCUGGGAGAUGGAAGGGAGUGCUGAAAGAAGGGUCAGCCUCCUUGGCCUGGGCCUCCCUGGUGCCUGAGAGCCACACACUAGCUUAGCCAUGACUUCUUCUGUAUCCUCUGAGGCUCUGCCCCCACCCCUUCCCCAGACAGCACAGGGCAUUGUCACUUUUGGCAAGUGUCCCCUAGUUUCUCAAUCACUGGUGCCUGUGUAAUACCGGGUCUUGCCAUCUCCAAAGUCCGCAGUAGCAGUGAGAUAAAAGGGAAUAGUUUUGUGGGGAAUGGGAGAGGAGCAAGUGCCUCAGGGACAGUUCAAGGAAGAGCAUUGGGAGCUUUGAACAUGACCUUGGUUAACUCCAGAAAAAUCUUUUCCAUAAUGUUUAGAAGCAGUGAACCUUGGAGAGAAAAUUACUGGGAGGAAGCUGAGGCUGGGGGAGGUUAUGGGAAUCUGGGGCCCAGAAGGUCUUCGAUGGAAAUUAAGGGAGGAGGCUGGGGUGAGAACGUGAAUCAAAGAGUUGGACUUGGCCAUGCAAGGAUGGUUUGAUGCCAGACACCACGGUGUCACAAUGAGAUCUGGCCCAUAGUAGGAGGAGUUGAAAGAGGCUGGGAGCAGCCCUCGACAGAGCUGGACUCCCAAGGGUACAGGACAAGGAAUGGCCGAGGUGGAAGCUGAAGCAGACAGAGGCCUGUGACAGGAAGCCAGAGAAUUCCUUGCCUCAACACUGUGGACAGUUUGUCUAGAUAAAUCAUUGUUGGCCCUCCUGUGCAUUCUGGGAUUCAGGUGUGUGUAUGCUAGUACUGGGGCUUGAACUCAGGGCUGGGGUACUGUCCCUUUGCUUUUUAGUUUAAAACUGGUGCUCUACCAGUGCC